AUGAGUGGUGUUAAUAUCAUGUCGAUUUCAAUGAACUCGGCUGGCUCUUCUGAUACGGCUUCUUUAACAAGUCGAAGAACUUUUGGCGCGAAAAAAUGGGCGCUCGCUAUUUUUGAUGAACGAAUUUAUCAAAUUGUAAAUGUUAUCCAUCCUGGACUUCCUAUUGAAUAUGAUGCAGUUGAACAUAUACGAAGUUUUUUGCAAAAUAUUGUUUGUGAGGUAUGACUCAUUUAAAAUGUUUUUAUAAUUAUGAUAAUUAUGACUCAUUAAAAAUGUUUUUUCUCUUCAGAUCGUUGAUCAAAAAGCAACAACAGUUAUAGAAAUCGAUCGAAUUGCUCGAAAACUUUUUGGAGCUGGUCUCCAAUCUGUUGUCAAAGAUGCUUGGGAUAAUAUGCAAAGUCAAACAACAAAACAUAAAUUUCAAAAAUCGGCAAAUGCAAAAAAAGCGAUAGAAAAUCAACAUAAACUUGCGGGAUUCAUCAAAGAAACAUUGGGUCCACGAGAAAAAGAAAAACGCGAUCGAGAAAAACGAGAAAUCGAAAAAAUGGCUAGUUAUAUUUAUUUCGCAUGCGAAAGUAUUGCUGAAGAUAUUAUUAGAUUGACCGGAAAUUAUGUGAAAAAUAUUCGAAAUUCUGAUCCAAAAAUCACAUUUGCAAAUCUUGAUGUUGCUUUGAAUGCUGAUCGAGCAUUGAUGGAAUUACGGAUAAAAUUGAAGAAUGAAGAAGAGGCUGAAUCGCCUGGAGGAUUUGGAUUUCUUGCCGAAUUUGAUGAAUUUGUAUCGGAAGAAACGGAGAAUAAAAAUGUUGCAAAUGAAAGUAGCAAUAAAUCAAAAAGUUCAACAAAAUCCACAUAUGAAUCGGUGGGUUUGAAACUUUGUAGUAGAGACAAAUAUGAGCAAUGUUUUGGAAUUCUAGGCCAAUUUCUCAUUUUUCAAAAUUACGUGUUUACGUGACCAAUAAAAAAAUGGGAAAUAUUAUCAUUUCUAAAAUCUUUUUUCACAGAUCGCUGUCGAAUUUCUUCGCGAUGAACGUCGUUUUAUUCGAGAACUCAAUCGAAUAAACGUUUUCCGUCGACGAAUUGAAACUGUUGCCAUCGAUGAAGAUCGAAUUUAUAUUCAAGAAUUAUUCGGAAAUCUUCCCGACAUCUACGAACUCGCCUUGAAAAUUGAAAGAACUUUGGAAGACGCCAUUGAACUUAGUGAUACACAAUGUAUUGGAAUGGGAAUUUGGGAUUUAGCUGAAGCAUAUGAAUUCGAUGCUUAUAUCUCUUAUAUUGUUCGUGAGACUGAUGAUGGUGAAAAAAGAAUAGUAACUGAUGUUGUGAAUGAGACAAUUGAGGAAUUAUUGAAUAAUGAGAGAUGUGCAAGAUUAUUUGAGGCAGAGGAUCAUUUAUUUAAUAGCUCGCUAGAUGGACAAAGCUUCAAAUUAGCUGUUCAAUAUGUUCUUCCACAACUUUUACAUAUCCCACUUUUCCAUAUUUUUCAAUACGUGGAAUAUAUUAAUGUAAGCUUUAUUAUUUUAAUCAGAUGAGGCUUUUAUAAAAAAAUUUUUGAUUUAGAAACUUUCUCGAUUAUCGUCGACUGAUGAAGAUCGCACUGAUCUAAACAACUGUCGAAGUGCUUUAAGUGGAGUUCGAACAAAUAUUGAUACGAUUUGCUCAGAAUACCCGAACACUAAACUCAUGAUAUCCUCAUUUUUGUUAGUUUUAAAAUUUUCUUCACUAAAAUCUUCUCCAUUUUUUCCAAAAAAUCUUUUUUUUUAGGGAUCAGCUAACGAAAAGUGAGAAGAUUUACAAUGUGAAACGACUUCAUGACAUACAAUCAUCGAUUGAGGGAUUUACGGGAAGUCCGAUUGGAAAAACGUGUAAUGAAGUUGAAAAGGAGGGAUUUGUUGGGAUGGUUCGACCGUCUUUGAUGUAUGCGGCGAAUGAAACGGUGACCAAGAAUAAGAAGUGGAAGACUGAAAGGUGAGGGAAUUUUCUGGUAUAAAAUUUUGUUGGGGAAAACAUUUAGGGAGUUUAUAAAUUUUUUUAGAACUUCCCUUGUCAGAAGUUCAUCAUCAUUUUUCUCAUCAAACCCCCCCCCCUUCCAAAUUCCUAAAAAUAUUUUCCAGAUUCAUUUAUUUGUUCGAUCAAUUGAUUUUGUUUUGCAAGAAGAAUAAGAAUGGUUUGAAAUUCAAAGAUCGAGUUGCUGUACAUUCGAUGGAUGUGUUUGAUAUUCCGGAUUCUGAUGGUACUCUACUUUAAUUUUUUUUUAUCCCAAAAUACUUUUGUUUUUCCCAGGAAUCCCUUAUUCGUUUCGAAUUGUAUCACGGGAUAAAACUUGUCUACCAAAAUCAUUUCAAAUUGUCUGCAAAUCAAUCGAUGAAAAGAAACAGUGGAUGGAAGUUUUAGUGAGAGUUACAACGAAAAGUGUGCUUGACAGAAUAUUGGAUAAUUUUGAAAAAGAUGAAGCCAAACGGAUACCAUUGAUUAUUCCUGGACCUGAACAAUAUCGGUUUUCCGAGCCGGAUACUGAAGAAAAUAUAAGUUUUGAGGAUUAUACUUCGAGUAGUGGAAUUCCGGUGAUAAAAAAUGGAACGGUUUUGAAGUUAAUUGAAAGAUUAACAUAUCAUUCUUAUACGGAUAGCAAAUAUAUACAAACAUUUUUGAUCUCAUUUCGAUCUUUUUGCACACCAAAUGAUUUAUUGAGUAUGCUUUUGGAACGAUUUAAUAUUCCGAUACCAAAUAAAUUACAACAUAAUCAAAAUAAAGGAGGAGGUCCAUUAGCUGGAAGAUAUGAUACUGUACAAUCACAUGGUUUAUCAACAACAUCUGCAUAUUCUCCAUUAUACGAGCAAAGUUUUCAAAGAUUUCGAAAAGAAUAUGAAAGACCGGUUCAGUUGAGAGUUUUGAGUGUUAUCAAUCAAUGGGUCAAAUUUCAUUGGUAUGAUUUUCAAUGUGAUUUGGUUUUGCUGGAAGCGUUGGAAAGAUUUUUGCAAAAAUGUUGUGAUCCGCGAGAGAAAUUGACUAAACAACACAAGAAGUUUUGUAAAACAAUCUUGGCGACGAUCGAAAAACGAAUGAAAUGUGGAAUUGAUGAGAGGAAUUGUGGAAAUAUGGGAGAAAAUGAGGAGGGACAUGUGAAUAGUGCUUUUGUUUAUGGAGAGGAUAAUCAACCGCCAGCUUAUGCUAAUGAUGAGAGAAGGGAAAUGACUGAGAAUUUCAAGUUACAGCCACCGAUGGUAAGAGAUUGGGGGGGGGGGGGGGUAUUUUCAACACAAUAAAAAAAAAAAGAAAAAUUUUAAAAAUCAAAAUUUUGCGCUAAAAAUGUCCACCAAACCUAAGAAAUAAAAAAAAAUUGUGACACUGAAAAUUUUGCACAAAAAACCUCCGAAACAUAGAGAAAAUUCUUUUUUUUUAAUUUUAAUCAAGAUUUUAUAUUCUGAUUUUUCUUUCGGAGCAAUUUUUUGAAAAUCAAAUUUCUGCGCGAAAAAUCCACAUCUUAAAAAACUUGAGGAUAAAAAUCUGGAAAUUCAAAUUCCUCCGAAAACCAAAAUUCAAGGUUUUUCCUUAGAAAAAAAAAUGUAUUUUUUAUUUGAAAAUUCGAAAAAUCAGAUUUGUUGGAUUUUUUCAGAAAAUUCCAAUUCAAAAGCCAAAACUUCCUUAUUUAUUAGAAGAGAAUAUAAAAAAUUUGAAAUAUAAAAAUUAAAAAAAAACUUGUUACACUAAAAAUUUUGUUUAAAAAAACCUCAGAAACAUAGAGAAAUUUCCUUUCACCAAGAUUUUAAAUUCUGAUUUUUUUCGAAUUCUCUGGACAUAUGUGCUCCAAGAAACGAAAAUUAAUUUUUUGAAAAUCAAAGUUCUGCGCCAAAAAAUCCACUUGAGGAUUUUUUUUUUUUUGAUUCUUGGAAAAAAUCUGGAAAUUCAAAUUCCUCCGAAAACCAAGAUUCAAGGUUUUUCCUAAAAAAAAAUGUAUUUUUAGUUUGAAAAUUCGAAAAAUCAGAUUUUUGGAUUUUUAUCAGAAAAUUACAAUUCAAAAGUUUAUCUUUUUCAGCACAAAAAUCAUAAAAAUUUCCUUAUUGAUUUUUUUGCAGACCCUCUGGCAUACUGCUCUCAAAGGCGAUAUUGAUAAUUAUGAUCUUCUAACUCUUCAUCCUCUCGAAAUUGGAAGACAAUUAACACUUCUACAUUUCGAUUUAUAUCGAGCAAUUCAACCGAUUGAAUUAGUCGAAGCCGCGUGGACAAAACACGACAAAUAUCGCAAAAGUCCGCAAUUGCUCAGAUUAACCGAUCAUUCGACGUUGGUGAGUUGAUUUUUUUUUUGAAUUUUCAGGUCAACAUUUCGAGAAUUUGCAGCUAACAUAUUGGGUGUCAAAAUCGAUUGUUGAAACGGAAUCACUUGAAGAACGAGUUGCAAUGUUCAAUCGAGCACUCGAAGUUAUGUCGGUUUUUGAGGAAUUGCACAAUUUCACGGGAUUGGUUGCGUUUUUGGCCGCACUUCAAUCGUCGUGUGUUUUUAGACUCAGUUGGUGUUGGGAUGUGAGUUUUUUCUGAGAAUUGGAAUUUUUGAGAAGAGUUUUUUGCUUGAAAAUGAAGAAUUCAGCUCUAAAAAAUUUCAAGUUCAUUAAAAUAAUUUUAAAUCCUCCUGUUAAAAUUAUUUGAAUUUUCAAAAUCAAAUUUUGAGAACACUAAAGUUACCUUAAUUUUUGAAAAUUCAAAGAUCUUCAAAUCUCUGGUUUCUAAACCUUCUGAUUUAUAAAUUAUAUUUUUUUCAAUUUCCAUGUUUCAUAUUCAAUUUCCUUAUAAUAUCUUUCCAGAACGGAAAUCCGAAUUUCAACAAACAUCAGAUUUUUUGAGAUCAAAGUCUAGGAUUUCCCCCAAAUUUUCUUACUCAACAUUUGGAACAGUCUUCAUCCAAAAUCCAUUUUCUUUCCAGCGUCUCGACAAUGAAAAACAAAAAUGUUAUUCCCGUUUCGUUACACUUUGCGAACCCCGAUGGCAAGAAAUGCAAAAACGACUCCAAAACAUCAAUCCACCGUGUGUCCCAUUCUUCGGUCACUAUCUUUCCAAUAUUUUCUUCUUCGAACAAGGCAACAGCACUUUUGUAAAAAAUCCGCCUGGCGGAGGCGGAAAUGCGGCUGGUCGCAAGGAAAAUGUGGAUAUUUCAACGGAUAACAAACGAGUAUUGGUGUCGUUUUUGAAGUGCCGCCGGAUUUCGAAUUUGAUAAGAGAGAUUCAAAUGUAUCAGAAUGAGCCGUAUCCGCUGGUUUUGGAGCCGAGUAUAAGGGUGGGUUUUUUGGACAUUGGGAACGGGAGAGGUUUGGGACAGGCUUAA
Molecule: messenger RNA, 5314 nt
Organism: Caenorhabditis angaria
Lineage: Eukaryota; Metazoa; Nematoda; Chromadorea; Rhabditida; Rhabditidae
Source: the annotation of a GenBank genome assembly